Engraulis encrasicolus (European anchovy) is the source of this 7518-nucleotide messenger RNA. RefSeq names its product pregnancy-associated plasma protein A, pappalysin 1a (gene pappaa). The transcript has 23 exons. The record is from RefSeq and is a predicted model, not a curated record. NCBI's taxonomy places the organism in Eukaryota, Metazoa, Chordata, Actinopteri, Clupeiformes, Engraulidae. Bases 872 to 5842 code for a protein of 1656 amino acids. Gene Ontology annotation, molecular function: protein binding; metalloendopeptidase activity. Gene Ontology annotation, biological process: cell surface receptor signaling pathway; proteolysis.
CAAUGCUGUUUCCGUCUGUUCUUACCUGUGACUUCCCACUUCGGCUAAGAAGAAGAAGGAAAAAAAGCGGCUGCAAUCGAAACAUGGGUUGUCUGCAGGCGUGUGUGAAGGACUCACUCAGAAACGGCAGUGCAAGCGAGCGUCCAGACCUCGCUCUCUCUCUCUCCCCAAGUGGUGUCCGCUUCUGGGAAAUCAAUGAGGAGGAUUCGCGAUGCUGAGUGCGACAGCCCUCUCUCGCUUUACAAGAUAAUUUUGUGCAUUUCAACUUUUGAAUAUCACCAGCAAGUUAAGAGAAAUACCUCUUGAAUCAUUUUGACGAGUAUGACUGGUCGGUUGAUUUUGUCUCGUCUUCUGCAUUUAACAUGUGAUCUCUUUCAUACAGUUUUACGACUGGGAUAAGGGAGGGCGAAAGGUGUGCUGGACCUUUGGCGGACAACUGGGUGCCUGCAAAUAAACUCAUUUUUGAAAUUCCGGGGUGGGGGGGUAAUGAGGGGACACAACUCAGAACCCCCCACUCUGAUUGAUUACUUGUUAGUCAUCCUGUGACUACGAGACUCUUUGAAAGGGCACCGUGGAACACAUACAUGAAUCAACUACCCGUUACCCUUCAAUCUCCACUGAAGACUCACUUUUGCUUAAAGAAGGGGUAAGAGAGGGGGGUCGUGGCUUAACAUUAUAAGAGGGGAAAUAACAGCAUCGCCUCAUGGCUUUGUUUAUCUCCAAUCUCCGUCUUCACAAGCGCUUGUAAAAAUCCAAAGGAAGGACUUUGAAGAUCUGAAGAAUAGUGUGACAAGAGGAUUAAAAAAAAAAUUGUGUUAUUGCACCAUCCCAUUUAUCUUUCUUAUUUAUCUUAUAUAUCUUGAAACAAAAAAUGAAAGUUUGGAGUUUUCUUCCCUGGCUACCCUGCCUUGUCAUCCUCAUGUUGUGUUUUGGAUCAGAGUGCGGGACAGUGUGGAGAAAGGGGAGAUCCAAGAGAGACUUGGUGCGGAUAAGAGACGCCAAAGCGACCUUCCCAGGGGCUUGUGCCACUCGGCUGCCCCGGGGCAAACGUUCCUUGCCCGGCUUGGAUCGGCGGUUGCCCCGCCAGCGCCGGCGCUCCUCCCAGGCUGAGGACAGUUCAUCUGGUCGGGGGAAAGCAGUUUAUUUUACCGGCAGAGGAGAUCAGCUACGACUUAAGCCUGGAGUGGAGAUACCGCGGGGAAAUUUUACUCUCGAGAUGUGGGUCAAACCCGAAGGAGGUCAGCGAUCGCCCACAGUAAUUGCAGGUUUGUUCGACAAAUGCUUCUAUGCCUCCAGCGACCGGGGCUGGCUGCUGGGCGUCCGAGCGGUGAGCGAACAGGGCAACCGUGACCCGCGCUUCUUCUUCUCGCUGAAGACGGACCGCGCCCACAAGGUCACGUCCAUCCACGCCAACGCCCGCUACAUGCCCAACCACUGGGCGCACGUGGCUGUGACCUACGACGGCCUCUACAUGAAGCUGUUUGUCAACGGCGCCCAGGUGGCCGUCAGCCGGGAGCAGUCCGGCGACGUCUUCAGCCCGCUCACCAAGAAGUGCAAGGUGCUGAUGGUAGGGGGCAACGCUCUGAACCAGAACUACCGGGGCGCGGUGGAGCGGAUUAGCCUGUGGCGCUACGCCCGCUCCCAGAAGGACAUCAGCCGCCACAUGCAUGGCAACCCGGACACGCCUGAGGACCUCCCGCACCUGGUCAUACGGGAGAACUUCGAGCACCCGACCCGGAAGUGGCUGUCCGUGAAGGACGGCAGUUUUCCGCAGCCGGACGAAGGUCCCCGGGCGGGGAUGGGGGGCGCGGGCGGCGGCUCUCUGGACACCACGCUGGAGCCACCCUCCUGCGGGCAGACCGUGUGCGACAACGUGGAGGUGGUCACCAACUACAACCGGUACUGGAGCUUCCGGCAGCCGAAGGUUGUGCGCUACCGCGUCGUCAACAUCUUCGACGACGAGCGCCGCAAGCCGACUGUCACGGAUCAGCAGAUCAACCUGCAACACCAGCACCUGAACGACGCGUUCAGCAUGUACAACAUCAGCUGGCAACUGAGCGUGGUGAACGUCACUAACUCGUCGCUGCGUCACCGCCUCGUGCUGGCCAACUGUGACAUCAGUAAGGUCGGCGACGAGGAAUGCGAUCUGGAGUGCAACCACACACUAACGGGGUACGAUGCGGGUUACUGCCGCAGCCAGCGGUCGCGUUGCCCCCAGCACAAGCAGGGCAACGGGGAGUGCGAUCCCGAGUGCAACUGGGAGACUCACUUCUACGACGGAGGGGACUGCUGCAACCCCAACGUCACGGAUGUCACCAAGACGUGCUUCAACCCCGCAUCACCAUACAGGGCCUAUUUGAAUGUGAAGGAACUGAAGGAGACGUUAAACCUGGACGGCUCCACUCACCUCAACAUCUUCUUCGCCAACUCGUCUGAUGAGGACCUGGCUGGGGUAGCCACAUGGCCCUGGGACAAGGAGGCCCUCACGCACUUGGGUGGCAUAGUUCUGAACCCGUCGUUCUACGGCACGUUUGGCCACACGCACACCAUGAUCCACGAGAUCGGCCACAGCCUGGGCCUGUACCACGUCUUCCGGGGCAUCUCGGAGAUCGAGUCGUGCAACGACGCCUGUCUGGAGAUGGAGCCCUCCAUGGAGACGGGAGACCUGUGCGAGGACACCAACCCCACGCCCAAGUACAAGCACUGCCGAGACCCGGAGCCAGGCAACGAGACGUGUGGCUGUAGGAACUUCAAGCACACUCCGUUCAACAACUACAUGAGUUACGCAGACGACGACUGCACCAACUCCUUCACGCUGAACCAAGUGGCGCGCAUGCACUGCUACCUGGACCUCAUCUACCAGACGUGGCAGCCUGACUUCAAGCCCCCUCCCGUGGCUCUAGCGCCCCAAGUGGUGGAGCAGGAGAGUGACGCCAUCACCCUGGAGUGGUUCCCCCCCAUAUCGGGCCACUUCUACGACAGAGAAUUGGGAUCAGUGUGUGACAAGUGCGCGGAAGGGCGGAUCCUGCAGCAGUACGCCUCCAACAGCUCGUCCCCGCGCCCCUGCACACCCUCCGGCCACUGGAGCCCGCGAGAGGCAGAGGGCCCACCUGAUGUCGAACAGGUGUGUGAGCCGAGCGUGCGUACCUGGAGCCCGCACAACGGCAUGGAGGUGAGCAACAUGGUCCCGCCCCCGUGCCCCUUACAGGGCUGCAUGCUACAGCUGGACUUCCCCCACCCGCUGGUGCCCGACUCCCUGACCUUGUGGGUGACCUUCUCCUCGCCGGACGCCGCGCCCGACGAGGCCGUGCUGCCCGCCAUCCACAACAUCCUGCUGCUGACCACGGGCGGCGCCAACGUGUCCCUGGGGCCGAGCAACGUCUUCUGUGACGUGCCGCUGACGCUCAAGAUGGCCGCCGAGCAGGAGGAGGAGGUGUACGGCGUGCAGAUCUUCACCAUGGAGCAGCACCUGGAGAUCGACGCCGUCAUGAUGGCGUCGCGGCCCGACUGCCCGCUGUGCCGGAGGUGCCAGCCGCUGCACUACAGGCUGACGCGGCAGCCGGCGUUCGCCCGGGCGCCGCUCGGGGUGCUGCUCAGGGACGCCACGCGUCGAUACGUCGACAGGGAGGUGGAGCCGGGAGGAGUGUACACCUAUCAGGUCCAGACGGUGUCGGCCCGUGGCGAGAGUGAGCCAUCGCCCCCCCUCACACACCGCCUCGGGGCGCCCUACUGCGGAGACGGCAAGAUACAGAGGUCGCGGGGAGAGGAGUGUGACGACCAUAACUCCAUGAAUGGGGACGGGUGCUCCAGUCAGUGCAAGAAGGAACCCUUCUUUAACUGCAUAGAUGAGCCGAGCAUGUGCUACUUCUACGACGGCGACGGCGUGUGCGAGGAGUUUGAGCAGGAGACGAGCGUGCGGGACUGCGGCCUGUACACCCCCAGCGGCUUUCUUGACCAAUGGGCCGCUGCCGUGGAGGUGUCCCACGAGGAGCGGCUUUACUGCCCCGCCGACGUGGCUGCCGGAUACCCCACCGUCACCAAGACAUGUCAGUCUAAGGUGUUUGAGAGUGACCUGUCUGAUGGAGUGUCACAGUACGCCUGGUUCCCGUGUCGCGAGGCGCAACACUCCUCCUGGUACCCACACUACUGGCUCAAGGCUUACUUUUCCCACCCGAUGGUGGCUGCAGCUGUGAUCAUCCAUCUAGCGGCCGAUGGCACCAGCUAUAUUGACCAGACGCAGCGCAACAUCACCGUGCAACUGCUCGACACCAAGGAGGGCGUCCACAACUUAGGUGACUGGCGUCUGAGCUGCCGGACCAACCCAUUGGUAAUCCCGGUCAUCCAUGACCUGAGCAUGGCGUUCUACCACACCAAGGCAAUCCUGGUGCUCUUCCGCUCUGACCUGGUGGCCAUCUCCGGCGUGGCACUGCGCUCCUUCCAGUUCUUCGACCCUAUCACAAUCAGUGGCUGCCAGAGCAACGAGAUCUACAACCCCAUGGGUCAAAGCUGUGUGCACUACUCGUGCGAGGCCAUCGACUGCCACGAGCCGUUGAUCCGCAAUGCGGAGCUGAGCUGUAGCAGCGCGGGCUACUUCAACGGCGCACGCUGCUCCGUCACCUGCACCAGCGGCUACGUCCUGCAGAUCCAGCGGGACGAUGACAUCAUCAAGAGCCAGGCGGGUCCAACGGUGGUCAUCACGUGUGCGGACGGGAAGUGGAACAAGCAGGUGUCGUGUGAGCCGGUGGACUGUGGCCUGCCGGACAAGUACCACGUACACCCCGCCAUCUUCGACUUCCCAGAAGGCACCACGUACGGCAAGAAGACCACCUUCCAGUGCAAGGAGCCCGCCCAGCUAGUGGGAACCAAUAACACGCUGACGUGCAUGGAGGACGGGCUGUGGUCGUUCCCCGAGGCCCUGUGCGAGCUGCGCUGCCCGGCGCCGCCGGCGGUGCCCAACGCCGUGCUGCAGACCAAGCGGUGCAACGAGACGGGCCUGAAGGUCGGCUCCCUCUGCAAGUACAAGUGCAAGCCGGGCUACCACGUCACCAACAAGCCCAAGAGGCGAGCCUUCAAGCGUCAGUGUACGGAGGAUGGCACGUGGCUGGAGGGCGGCUGUGAGGCGGUGACCUGUGACACGCCGGCCCCAGUGUUCCAUGGAAUGUACCAGUGCACCGACGGGUUCCGCUUCGACAGCACCUGCUGGAUCAACUGCAACGGGCCCAGCAACGCAACCGGCACCGGAACUGGCACAGGCACUGGAACUGGCACUGGAGGCAGGCUACACCCACCAUGCAAACAGGGCCCCAACACGAAUGUGAUCCGUUGCAGGAAGGAUGGCAACUGGACGGGGGCCUUCCAUAUCUGCCCACAGAUGAAGGGCCAGUGCUCUCUACCUCAGAACCUCCACCCCAACAUCCGCGUCAGCUGCCGAAAAGGAUACGGAAUAGGGGAGGAGUGUGACCUCUCAUGUCGUGACCCCAACAACAAUGUGGUCACAUUGCCUGACAACAUAACAGCCGAUGACAUCCUCAAACACCACUGGCUUAACCCACCAAAAGUCAAGAGUAUCGUGUGCACCAUGGGUCUGAAGUGGUACCCCCACCCUGAAGUCCUCCAUUGCAUUAAAGGAUGCGAGCCAUUCAUGGGUGAUAACUACUGUGAUGCCAUCAACAACAGGGCCUUCUGCAACUAUGACGGCGGAGACUGCUGCAGUUCCACUGUCAAGACCAAGAAGGUGAUCCCGUUCCCCAUGUCAUGUGACCUCAGAAAAGACUGUGCCUGCCGGGACCCCAAGGCUCUGGAGAACUCGCGGACCGACGGGGGCGGGACCUCGUUGGGCUGACGGACAGCUGCUUCACCCAGUCUCAUCGCACCAACCCCCCCUCCUCCCUCCUCCCACCAACCGUGAGCCCAUCCGGGCCGGGUCACCAUCACAUCACGUCUCACUUCUUAAUGGCUACAGGAAAUGACUGAAUGAUUGCAACCAAAAAAGAAAAAAAAAAAAACAACAAAACAAAACAAAACAAAACAAACACAAAGUAAACAAGCAAAAAAAAAACAAUUUCAGAAACAAUCCUCUGUGUCUGAAGUGAAUGAAGUGACGAGGAACGGAGGAUCAGUAGUGGGCCUCGCAUCCACCAGAGCAAGACAUUCCUUCCCAUCAACCCUAUCUAUCGACAUGCUGCUUUUCAGGUGUACCUCUGUACCCUCCAUCCCACUCCACCCCAACUCCACCCACCCACCUCCUCAACACACAUACUGCACUUCCCUUAUGCAGUUGGAGCCACUGAUUUUGUUACUGUUGUACCAUAUUUUCUUGACUGUGCCACACAAGGUCCUUGCAAGAUCAAUGGCGAUCUCCAUGACUCGCCCAAACCAUACACACACAUUAUAUUAUAACCUUCAUGGAAGUCUCAUAGAAGAAGUCACAUUGUGUGUGUAUGGAAGGAAUGGGGGGGGAAGUGGUUCUGACUGUAUUACUCUUACCCUACCCAGUCCUCCAGCACCAGUGUUGCCAGAUUGGGCGGUUACCCGCCCAAUUGGGCUACUUGGGAUGGCGGUCUGCGGGUAAAAACGGGAAAAUUUGGUAAUUUGGUAGAUUUUUCUGCCGUCUCAUGCCCAUAGAAAUCAAUGCGAUUUGUUGAAAUUGGGCGGAAUUUAGCACAUUUUGGCGGUAUCUGAGACACAUCUGGCAACACUGUCCAGGACCCCACCGACUCCACAACUCUCAUCCCCUCAGUUCCCUGCUUUUGUUGACUGCCCUCUCUCCAGACAUCUUGGAUGCCCUACCCUCCUUCCCUCCUACCUCUGCAACUACAGUACUUUGCCCCCUGCCUCAACCCAGACGCACAUACAGAUGGAUACACCGCCACCCCCCCACCCCCCCAAUAUCACCAUUAAAUCUCCAACUAUCAUUUCAACCACCCAACCAUCACCAACCCACCAACCCACCCAUCUACCUACCCACACCUUCCUCUCUCAAUAUCUUCUGCCUCUACAGUGUAACCUCGUCGUCCAUGCAUACUGUACUAGACAAGGACCAAAGAGAGUACCGUCACCACCACCACCACCACCACCACCAUCAUCAUCAUCAUCAUCAUUAUCAUCGCUGUCACCAUCGUCAUCUUAACAUCACCAUGACUUCUCACUGACUACAGGAAAUGACUGAACGACCGCAACCAAAAAAAAAAGACAGAAAGAACAUCAACAAAAAGCAAGCAAAACAAAGAAAACAAACAAACAAACAAUUACAUACAGAGUCCUGUGUGUUUGACGUAUGAUGCGAUGAGGGAAGUAGGAUCAGCUGAGGCUGUCUACAGUAGCAUGCCUUUCCUUGAGGUUUGGAAGCAGUGUGUGCAAAUUAUGAGCGUGUGUACAUUUAAUGCUCUCAUCUCCUCAUGUGGUAUUUUCUCUCACUUUCACACGCAUGCACACACACACACACACACGCACACAUGCACGCACACAAACGUGCGCCGCGCGCACACACACACACACACACACACACACACACAGACA